This is a messenger RNA of Amphimedon queenslandica, 1193 nucleotides long. RefSeq names its product extracellular protease-like. The transcript has 3 exons. Lineage: Eukaryota; Metazoa; Porifera; Demospongiae; Haplosclerida; Niphatidae. The record is from RefSeq and is a predicted model, not a curated record. Bases 80 to 1120 code for a protein of 346 amino acids. Gene Ontology annotation, molecular function: metalloendopeptidase activity.
GUAGCAGUCAAUCACUUCUCACUAAAACAAGAAAUCAUCUCACAAGAAGAAGGAAUACUGUCUAUCAAGGAAAGGAAUCAUGAAGACUCUACUCUCACUCUUCUGUCUGGUUACUUACCUGACCUGUGCUCUGAGUCAGCACCCAGUCUCUCUUGAUAUGGCUUGUAAUAAAGCUCUUUCUGCAGUUGCUUGCUCUUUUGAGUUUACCAACAAUGGGAAUGAGGAUCUUUAUCUACUCAAACGUAACACUCCUCUUGAAGGACUCAACUCUCAAUUUGUCUCUGUCUCUCUUGACGGUCGUCCACUGGAAUAUGAAGGAAUCAUCAUUCAUCGUCUCCCUCCUACAAAGGAUGAGUUUGUUCUCUUGAAGGCAGGUGAGAGUAUUUCUGCUUUGGUCCAAAUCACUGAUGCCUUUAGCAUUGAUACUGAUGGUCUCUACACUGUACAAUACAGUAGACCUUUACAGUAUCUGUCAGUGAAUGAGAUGAGUGAAAUGUCUACUGGUAAGCUUAGGGAAUCGAUUGUACGUGAAUCCGUUCACAUUCAUUUGGAAGACACUUCUCUUCUCUCAAGGCCAAAGAAAGAGGAAACAAAAGCCAAUUACAUUGUCCACCUUGAAGCCUGUGGCAGUGCUAGUUUUGUUGGUGAUAGAAACAACUCUGCUACACUGGAUGCCCAUAAGAAGCUCUGCUCUGGAAUUGAUAAAGCUAAAGGCGGAGUUGGUAACAAUAAAGUAUAUGUUACAUGGUUUGGUACAUACACAUCUGGCAGGGCUACCAAAGUUAAGGAGGUGUACCAGAAAAUGAGAGAUGGUAUAGGAAGCAAAACGUGCACAUACCAUAAUAAUGGCCCGUUAUGUAAGCCUAACUAUUAUGCCUAUACAUACAAGGGAUCUACUACCGUGUACCUCUGUGAUGUUUAUUAUGGAGACCCAACUGAUUGCAGCAAGACUGGCGAGAGCAAGGAAGGUACACUGAUUCACGAAUGGGCCCACGCUUUUGCCUACAUUGAUGAUGUUACUUAUGGUCGUACUAAUUGCAAGAAUUUAGCCAAGAGUAAUCCAGAUGAUGCUGUCAGGAAUGCUGAUACUUAUCUGUAUCACUACUGUGAUUUGCAGUAAGGAGCUCAUCAGCUAAAAGCCAAGAACUUUAGGACUCAUGCAACACUAUAGGACAUGCACAGUUUAUUUUUGC